UAGCUAGUAAUAUUCGACGGAAGAUCAUAAUUGCGCAAUAUGGUUUGCAAUCCUUGACUGAGGACGAUUAACCUAUUAUAAGCCAAGGGGGUACUUCAAUUUUCCACCGAAAGUAAUGAAAAUUUAAUAAUGUUAGCGCAGUUCAGGGAAAAAAUAUAGUGUUUUUUUUUAAGUCCAGAGGGAAAAUGGCAUGGAUCUACAAGAAAAAUGUACAAUCGUUAAUAUUUUCCGCUAUUUACCUGAAGUAGUAAACAUAGGGGGCUUAAGUGGGCUAUACAUUGUUUUUGACUAUAUUGUUGUGGAGGCAAAAAAACAACAAAGCUGCAGAAUGGAAUGUGCAAUUUGCGCGCAAGCCCCAAGGAAAUACAAAUGCAACAAGUGUAUGGCUCCCUACUGUUCAGUGAAGUGCUACAAGGUUCACGUGGACUCUAUGGAGUGUACGACAGCUCAACAAGCAGCGUCUUUGAAAAACGAAGACUCACAGAACAUUGUCGAGGAAGAACCCACACUGCAUGCCCCCUUCCCCAGCGAUGACACUGUGCCGCCAGAGAAGCUGCAGGAGCUAAAUACCUGCGGGCCCCUACGCCAGCUGCUCAACAAUCCCCACCUACGGGGUUUGCUCAAACAGAUCGACGUGGCGCACAACGUUCAUUUGGCCAUGACAGCGGCCAUGCACGAGCCGCUCUUCCUCGAGUUCGCUGACGCGUGCAUGCAGGUCGUGGAGCCCAUGUCUCUAGCGGAGCGUAACGAAUACGAACUAUGCUCUUAAAAUUUCAAGUGAUUUCGUGUCUGUGUAAUUAAUAAAUCUUUAUGUAAUGUUAA
Drosophila persimilis is the source of this 822-nucleotide messenger RNA. Its product is annotated as zinc finger HIT domain-containing protein 3. The record is from RefSeq and is a predicted model, not a curated record. NCBI's taxonomy places the organism in Eukaryota, Metazoa, Arthropoda, Insecta, Diptera, Drosophilidae. Gene Ontology annotation, molecular function: protein binding. Bases 191 to 769 code for a protein of 192 amino acids. The transcript has 3 exons.